AUGGAGAACGUAUCCAAAGAAAAUGCUCAGUUUUUCUUGAAAAACAUAAUCCUGCCAAAUGACAGGUCUUCAUGCAAAUCCGAAUCUUCUGCUUCCAAAGAGAAACAAAGUUGUGGAGGCAUAAAGAUAUUUCUUGGUGCAUUAUCUUUUGUUUACUUCGCUAAAGCAUUAUCAGGAAGUUAUCUGAAAAGUACCAUUACCCAAAUAGAAAGACGAUUUGAUAUUCCUUCUUCUCUGGUUGGUGUUAUUGAUGGCAGCUUUGAACUUGGGAACCUCCUAAUCAUAAUUCUUGUAAGCUACUUCGGAGCCAAACUUCACAGACCAAAGAUAAUUGGAGCAGGUUGCCUAAUAAUGUCAGUUGGAACAAUUUUUAUUGCAAUGCCCCAGUUCUUUAUGGGACGCUAUAGGUAUGAAAUAUUGCCUUCCUCCACAAACUCUUCUAUCAGCAUCUCUCCAUGUCUACAUAAUAAACGCCAGAUACCACUCUCAGUCUUGGAUGCAGGUUGUGAAAAAGAAGCUGGAACUUCCAUGUGGAUAUAUGUUUUUUUGGGGAAUCUUCUGCGUGGAAUUGGAGAGACUCCUAUUCAACCUUUGGGAAUUACCUAUAUUGAUGACUAUGCCAAUGAGGAGAGUGCUGCCUUUUACAUUGGGUGUGUACAGACAGUUGCGAUUAUAGGACCAAUAUUUGGCUUUCUUUUAGGUUCCCUGUGUGCCAAGCUAUAUGUUGACAUAGGCUUUGUGGACUUGGAUAGUAUAACAAUAACCCCCAAAGAUGCCCAGUGGGUAGGAGCUUGGUGGCUCGGUUAUUUAGUAGCUGGUAUAAUAAGUAUUCUGGCUGCCAUCCCAUUCUGGUUCUUACCGAAGCACCUAUCCAGACCAGAAAGCAGAAAGGAUUCCAAUACCUCUUCUGAACAGUCAAAGUUCAUCACUGAAGAUAACAGGGAGCAUCACAAACCUUAUACACAGCAACUGAAGAUAGUGGAAAUGGCAAAGGAUUUUCUUCCAUCACUGAAGAACCUCUUUGGAAAUCCAGUAUACUUUCUGUAUUUGUGUGCAAGCAUCAUUCAGUUCAAUUCUUUAAUUGGUAUGGUGACAUAUAAACCAAAAUAUAUUGAGCAACAGUAUGGGCAAUCAUCUUCAAAAACUAAUUUUGUCAUAGGUCUGAUCAACAUUCCCGCAGUGGCCUUUGGAAUAUUUUCUGGAGGACUGAUCAUGAAGAAGUUCAGGAUUAAUGUUGUAGGGGCAGCAAAGCUCUCCUUGGGAUCAUCCUUCUUUGGUUAUCUAUUGCUCUUUACCUUGUUUGCAAUGGGCUGUGAGAACUCAGAUGUGGCAGGAUUGACUGUGUCUUAUGAAGGAAUCAAACAGGUCUCUCAUUAUGAACAAGCCCUCUUUUCAGAAUGCAACUCUGGUUGCAUAUGUUCAGAAAAUGAAUGGGAUCCUAUAUGUGGGGAAAAUGGAAUCACAUAUGUGUCAGCUUGUCUAGCUGGUUGUAAGACAUCAAAUGGCAGCGGGAAAAAUGCUAUGUUACGUAACUGCAGCUGUGUGGAAAUUAUAGAAUCUCCAUCCAGAAGCUCAUCAGCAGUGACAGGGACAUGUCAAAAAGGAAGUGAAUGUGCAAACAUGUUUCUGUAUUUUCUGGUAAUAUCAGUCAUCACUUCAUAUACUUUGUCAAUAGGUAGCACACCUGGAUACAUAUUACUCUUAAGAUGCAUUAAUCCACAACUCAAAUCUUUUGCACUUGGAAUUUAUACCUUGGCAAUAAGAGUUCUCGCAGGCAUCCCUGCUCCGGUGUAUUUUGGAAUGUCAAUAGACACCACUUGCCUAAAAUGGGGAAGCAAAAGGUGUGGGGGAAGAGGAGCUUGUAGACUCUACGAUUCUAACGCAUUUAGAUAUGUGUAUCUGGGAUUGACUGUGGUUUUGGGCACCAUGUCAAUUUUCCUGAGCAUUGCUGUCCUUUUCAUUUUAAAGAAAAGGUUUGUUCUACAAGAUGAAAACAUUGCAGCCACUGGAGAAAGAGGAACAGUGUUGGCCAGGAACAGCAAAGACAAUUUUGUCACUUGUGACCAUUUAAUUCAGACAGCCUACUGGCCAGACAAAGAAACUCGCCUUUAGAAGGAGGGAUAUUUUGGAGGGAUGUGUUCUACAUGUGGAAGUCUAGUGUAGGAGUUCCAUGCCAAAUGCUCUAGAAGCAAA
This is a messenger RNA of Gavialis gangeticus (Gharial), 2193 nucleotides long. RefSeq names its product solute carrier organic anion transporter family member 1C1-like. NCBI's taxonomy places the organism in Eukaryota, Metazoa, Chordata, Crocodylia, Gavialidae. Gene Ontology annotation, molecular function: bile acid transmembrane transporter activity; protein binding. Bases 1 to 2112 code for a protein of 703 amino acids. The transcript has 14 exons. Gene Ontology annotation, cellular component: membrane. Gene Ontology annotation, biological process: sodium-independent organic anion transport; bile acid and bile salt transport; transmembrane transport. The record is from RefSeq and is a predicted model, not a curated record.